Messenger RNA from Lachancea lanzarotensis, 1830 nucleotides. RefSeq names its product LALA0S09e05380g1_1 (gene ELM1). The record is from RefSeq and is a predicted model, not a curated record. NCBI's taxonomy places the organism in Eukaryota, Fungi, Ascomycota, Saccharomycetes, Saccharomycetales, Saccharomycetaceae. Bases 1 to 1830 code for a protein of 609 amino acids. Gene Ontology annotation, biological process: protein phosphorylation. Gene Ontology annotation, molecular function: ATP binding; protein kinase activity. The transcript has a single exon.
AUGGAUGAAGAGGGCCAUUAUGGUGCGAGCUUAAGUAUUCCACGCCAAUUUCCGACUCUGGUUAGUCAUGAGAGUCCCGAAGACCAAAAUGUUCAAUAUGAGACGACAGACACUGAUCUCGCGAGCUUCAAAUCAUAUCAUCAUAUCAUUGAAAUACAUCAAAAAACUAUAGAAAAGGCAUUACGACCGAUGCUGACGCUUGCUGAAAUCUCGGGAUAUAGGAGGACAUUUGGUGAAUACAACUUGGUUGGAAGAAUCGGAAGAGGUCAAUAUGGAGACGUUUUUAUGGCGAGAUCGUCUAACGCAGAGAACGUAGCAGUGAAAUGCAUUUCUAAAAGGCCGAAGAAGUCUCAGCAGUACUCAAUGAAUCAAGUUCUGAAACACAUCCGACGUCAGGAGUCUUUGGGCCGAAAAAUCGACAAUGGUGAUGAGGCUAUUCUAGAAAUGAACAUGCAUAGAAUACGAUGGGAACUGUUCGUCGCUUGUCGUUUGAAACACAGCAACAUACUGAACGUUUUGGAAAUCGUAGACUCACCCUCUAGCCCGCAGAUUUGGAUCGUGCUACCUUGGGCCACACUGGGAGAGUUGAGAUGGAAACGGCACGAUAAAAGAGACUCCAUAGAUCAGUGGGAUAAUCUAAUGAAGCGUAAGACAAAUCCGAUUGAGCUGGCUGAAUACGUUCUCCGUAGUUUGUGCAAAGGCCUGGUAUAUCUAGCACAACAAGGCUGUGUUCACAGGGAUAUCAAACCUUCCAAUAUCCUGGUAGACGGACAGGGUUCCAAAGUAAUGCUUUCAGAUUUUGGCAGCUCGUUGAUUUUACCAGAUAAACUUCCGUUUGGUGACAAACGGAUGAGUGUGGCCUAUCAAGAAGAGGUUCGUAAAAUUGCGGGAACACCCGCUUUCAUAGCUCCAGAGCUGUGCAAUUUCACCGCCAAGGACGUUCUUAUCGAUGGAAAUCAGCUAGAUGUUUGGUCAGUAGGCGUGACGAUUUUCUGUCUGCUGGAAAACCGCCUUCCAUUCAGUGGAGAGAACGAAUUUGAGACCUACCAAAAGAUCGUCAACGAUACAUUGCCACAAUCUAAUAGCUACUUACACGACCUGGUUGUCUCCAAAUUGCUAGCUAAAGAUCCUGCGAAGAGGGUGAAGGUCCAGGAACUAGAUAGACUUUCCAGUGCUCCCAAAAAGGACGAGAGACUGAAGCGAUUCGUAUCCAAAUUCAAAAAGUUGGGAAUGAAAAAGAAGAAAAAACGCAAGGGUGUCGAAGGUCGAGAAACUGGAAAUUGGAUACCCAUAGCUAUUGAUGGUGGUGUUCAACAGAUCGAUUCUGACCUAUCGUCCGCUGGAGAAUCCUUCGAUGAACCCAUUUUGAUUGCCGACUUUGUCAAAAGCGCAAAGUCUACCACGAGAACAUCAGUUGCAGAUACUGGCGAAAUUGGAAUCUCGGAGUCAUCAGACGCUGGUGCUUUUGAAAAGACUCGAGGAAACAGCGGGCUUUCGGUGCGCGCGCAUACCCCAGAGGCCCAGUUGAGUGACAAAAGCAUUUCGCCUAUCAAAAUAGACACACCUCUCAAAAACUUCAUUCGAACGCGGAAUACGCCAGAAAAGACCUCGACGGAUAACCAGAUUAGUGACACUGAUCGAAAUGGCAGCAUUUCAUCGCAUGGAAAUGGGCAUAUCAUGGCCUCUAAAGGCACUUUGAACUUCACAAAAUACCUACAAUCUAACUCCCCUUCAAAGGCUAAGCGCGUGAGGGACAGCACGGGGAACUCGCACCGCGAAACCAAUUCUGCCGAAGAUAUUCGCAGGUAUCUCAGUUACGCUGAAAACUGA